CAGAACAACAACUUGAUGUUAAGUCAAAACAAGUAGAUAAUUUUCAAAAGAGAAUUUCUAGAAAAAAUAUCCGUUAAAAAAAUAUAGAUCCCGUAAUUUUGUGCCGUUGAUCGAGACUAUUUAAUAACAUGGAUAUAAAACAAGAAGAUAGUGAAAAAACUUAUAAAAUAGAAAUAGAUAAUGAGGCAUUGGUUGAUCCUUUGGAUGGCUUCCAAAUUGAAACAAAGGAAGAACCUAAAACAGAAACUUCAUACGAGACCUUUGAUCAUUCAUACUUAAACGAAUUUCCUGUAAACAUCAAAGUAGAACAAGAUGAACAUAAGUGUACUCCAUUUGAAGAAAAGCCAACAACAAGUGAAGAAAGUUUAUGUCAGAACGUGUUUAAACGAAAUACGAAAGAUUGUAGCUUAUACACAUUGGAAAAAAGUUACAAUUGCGAAAUUUGCUUUAAGGAAUUUAGUGAAGAUGGAAAUUUGAAAAAGCAUUUAACGAUACACACUGAGGAAAUGCCUUAUAAGUGUGAAAUUUGUUUUAAACAAUUUAGUCGAGAUAGAUAUUUGAGAAAGCAUUUAAUGAUACACACUGGAGAGAAGCCUUAUAAAUGUGAAAUUUGUUCUAGGCAAUUUAGUGAAAAUGGAAAUUUGAAAAAGCAUUUAAGGAUACAUACUGGGGAAAUGCCUUAUAAAUGUGAAAUUUGUUUUAAACAGUUUAGUCAAGAUGGAAAUUUGAAAAAGCAUUUAAUGAUACACACUAGAGAGAAGCCUUAUAAAUGUGAAAUUUGUUCUAAGCAAUUUAUUGAAGAUGGAAAUUUGAAAAAGCAUUUAAGGAUACAUACUGGGGAAAUGCCUUAUAAAUGUGAAAUUUGUUUCAAACAAUUUAGUCAAGAUGGAAAUUUGAAAAUGCAUUUGAUACACACUAGAGAGAAGCCUUAUAAAUGUGAAAUUUGUUCUAAGCAAUUUAGUGGAGGUGGACAUUUGAAAAGGCAUUUAAGGAUACACACUGGAGAAAAGCCUUAUAAGUGUGAAAUUUGUUUUAAACAAUUUAGUCAAGAUGGAAAUUUGAGAAGCCAUUUAAGGAUACACAGUGGAGAGAAGCCUUAUAGGUGUGAAAUUUGUUUUAAACAAUUUAGUCAAGAUGAAGAUUUGAAAAGACAUUUAAGGAUACACACUGGAGAAAAGCCUUAUAAGUGUGAAAUUUGUUUUAAACAAUUUCGUCUAAAUGGACAUUUGAAAAGGCAUUUAAUGAUACACGUUGGGGAAAUGCCUUAUAAAUGUGAAAUUUGUCUUAAACAAUUUAGUGAAGAUGGAAAUUUAAAAAGGCAUUUAAGGGUACACACUGAAGAAAAGCCUUACAAGUGUGAAAUUUGUUCUAAGCAAUUUAGUGAAGAUGGAAAUUUGAAAAGACAUUUAAGGAUACACACUGGAGAAAAGCCUUACAAGUGUGAAAUUUGUUUCAAACGAUUUAGUAGAAAUGUCAAUUUGAAAAAUCAUUUACGAAAACACACUUGAGAAAAGCCUUAUAAGUGCGAUAUUUGUUUUAAACGAUUUGGUAAUCCUGAAAAAGCAGUUGACAACGCACACUAGAGAUUAUUAGUUAAAAUACAGAGUGAGUCUGUAAAUUGGAAUAAAUUACAUAAAUAUCUCAGAUACUAUUUUUUUUUGAAAAUUUCUCAGACACGUCGAUUAGUAUUUCAAAUUGUCAUUUUUGACAUACAAUAAUGUAUACAGGGUGUCCCAAUUUAGAGAUACGACGUCAUCGUUGAUUUUCUUAAAUGGCAACACUGUCAUUUUGAUAGCUAUUUUGAUAGGGUGUGUAAAGUUACAUAUAACUGCAAAAUUUCAAAUUUUUAUUCCCUGUCAUUUACAAGAUAAUAAAAAAUAACAAAUUUAUGAAAAACAAGUAAUCAAAUAAUAAUUGAAUUUUGGCAACAUUAUGAGCAUUUGCUUAAUUGAAAUAAUUAAAUUCAAUUAUUAUUUGAUUACUUGUUUUUCAUAACUUUGAUUUUUUUAUUAUGUUGUCAAUGGUAGGGAAUAAAAAUUUGAAAUACGGUAGUUUUGUAUAACUUUACACAUCCUAUCAAAAUGACAGUUUUGCCAUUUAAGAAAAUCAACGAUAACGUCAUAUCUCUAAAUUGGGACACCCUGUAUACAUUAUUAUUGUAUGUCAAAAAUAACAAUUUGAAAUACUAAUCGACGAUUCUGAGCAUUUGUAAAAAAACAAUUAGUAUUUGAAUUAUUGAAUUUAUUCCAAAUUACAGACAUCACUAUCAAAAUGACAGUUUUGUCAUUUAAGAAAAUCAACGAUCACGUCAUAUCUCUAAAUUGGUACACCCUGUAUACAUUAUUAUUGUAUGUCAAAAAGGGCAAUUUAAAAUACUAAUCGACGGGUCUGAGCAUUUUUCAAAAAAAAACGAUUAGUAUUUGAGAUAUUGAAUUUAUUCCAAAUUACAGACUCACUCUGUAUAAAGUAAUUCUAAAAUAAAUAAUGUGUAUACUUAAUUUGUGAAAUUGGUUGUCACUUUAUUAAUCAAUAAAA
Molecule: messenger RNA, 2535 nt
Organism: Diabrotica virgifera virgifera (western corn rootworm)
Lineage: Eukaryota; Metazoa; Arthropoda; Insecta; Coleoptera; Chrysomelidae
Product: zinc finger protein 239-like
Exons: 3
Coding region: 129-1508 (459 amino acids)
Biological process (GO): regulation of transcription by RNA polymerase II
Cellular component (GO): nucleus
Molecular function (GO): DNA-binding transcription activator activity, RNA polymerase II-specific; RNA polymerase II cis-regulatory region sequence-specific DNA binding
Source: RefSeq, a predicted model, not a curated record